Xiphias gladius (swordfish) is the source of this 7876-nucleotide messenger RNA. RefSeq names its product thyroid adenoma-associated protein homolog. Gene Ontology annotation, cellular component: cytosol. Lineage: Eukaryota; Metazoa; Chordata; Actinopteri; Istiophoriformes; Xiphiidae. Gene Ontology annotation, biological process: tRNA methylation. The record is from RefSeq and is a predicted model, not a curated record. The coding region runs from base 71 to 5734 and encodes 1887 amino acids. The transcript is spliced from 31 exons.
GUAGCCGCGUGUUGCCGGUGUGUCCGACAACAUCGGGUUGGAGGUUUGCUCAGCGGGGUUUAAUAACACAAUGUUGUCGUUUGAAGAUCUGAUGACAAGUCUGCAAGACUGCGUGAUCCCCGAGGACCGAGCACCUGAGAAUGUCCGCCAGACAAUCGGGCUCUUUUUGGACAAACUGUCUGAAUCCUCCAGGAGUGGUGUGAAAAGGUGUAAGGAGCGCAGUUUAGAGGAGGCUGCCCAGCUGCUGAGACAAAUUCCAGAGGCACAGCUCGGAGGUUUAGCGGAGAGCCAUCUCCUGACUCUUGUUAGGCUCCUCAUCUCCAUGCAGCUGCAGACGGUCAACAUCUCCACAGCCUGUCGUAAGGUGGACCAGAUGCUGCAGCAUUUGGCGAAGGUGGACCACCAGUUGGUUUUUAGAGAAACCCAUUACUGUUUGCAUUCCAUGGUCCACACUGACCAGGUAUUUUCUUUUGAGGAUCUGCAGAGAGCCUGUAUGUUCCUGGAAGACAGCGCUGUUGGUCGUAAGGUGUGGCGAGAGUCAUACCCGGCCUUGUUGGCUAAGGUGUCCGAGUUAUUCGCUGUUGUAUUGCAACAAGAAUCCCUGAGAGAUGGACCGCUGUGUUACAUUGCUGUCAAGGUGUGCUUGCAAAUGUUUCAGCUGUUGUCCUGUGAAGUGGCUCCUCUAGUUUGGGACAAGGAGCACGGGGGCCCAGCAGUGCAGAAGAUCCUGCAGGCUCUUAUGGACUUAAUACUUGGACAGUGCUGCAACAGGGACACUCGUCUAUUGGCAGGCACUGCUGUGGCCAUGCUGAUCAACACAGCAUCAGACAGCAGAGCUGGUGGAGCUGCUGCCUGGAGUCUGCUACAGGUCUCUGACUUAGAGCCCUGGCUGCUGACUGUUGGUGCUCUCCAGGUACAGUGCACCCCUACAGGGAAAGACGGAGUGGCGAGGCUGGCUGUGAGCAGGGGCCUACUGACAUGCUGUCGACCUCACAUCUUGCUCAGUUCACAUGUGGAUGCCACAGAAAUGUGCUUGCUGCUGAAAGGUUUUUUUCCUCUGGUCUACGCUUUGUGUGAGGAGAAGCUGGAUUGUCACUACUUUGCCUUCGAAGUGUUAACACUAUGGCUGAAGAAAGUGAAAGAGUGUUUGGCUGAUAUCUGGAAAAUGAGAGGUGUCCGCUUUCUGCCUGACAACGGUAGCCUGCAGCAACGCCUCAUUCACAUUAUCUGGACCAAUGCAGAAAGCCCAGUGGAAGGGGUGUCAGAAUUUGUGCGCAGUGCCUUUUGUCUGCUGCUGGACCUCUAUGAGAUGGACUGUGAGCAUUUUUGUGACACAAAGAAGACUCUGUAUUUUGCACUACUUCAGCGAAUAAUCCAACUACCUUGGGAAACCAAAGCCAAAUAUCAUCGCCUUUGUGCCGUACUGCCAUAUGUGGGUGCUGACAUGGUGCUGGAUCAAUAUGCUGAAUUACCCAGUCAUCUACUGAAGUGCUUGUCAACCAAUCACCUGUCACCAUGUGGAUCGGAGCUUUACAAGUGUCUGAUCCAGCAGCAGAGGCGAGAGCUAUGUGGCGGUUCGCAAAAGCUCGACUCACGCGCUGAGCUGGAUCUGGCCGAUGAGUGGGCGAAGCGUUGGCGGCCCGUCCUUCACAAGGCGCUGACGUCGGAUGUGACUCUUCUACAGAACAACAGCUCGACACACUUAUUACCCUGCACCUUUCAGGUCUUCCCAUCUGCUGUGGAUCACCUGCUUGCCUCUCUCGACCCAUUCGCCCCAGGCCACCUCCACGCCUGGGCCUGCAUCAUGAGCUCCUAUCGAGCCACGACUGGAGGCUCUCCCUGGGCCCUGCAGGGUAGCUCAGCCCUUGAAACCCUCCAGCUAGCUCUAGGAUCUGCGGAUGACAAAGUCCGUCUUGCUGCACUCAACCUCCUCUGCUGCAGCCCAAAGACCAAAGACACUCCAACUACAGAGGAGAUGUCGACAAUGAAGAUGUUUAUUCCUCAGAACCUAAACUGUGAGUCCUCGCCCUUUCGGCAGCAUUUUCAGGCUGGAGUAAAAAGGUUUCUGGUACGUAUCAGAGACGGCUGCUUGGCACAUGUCAGAGGACAGAAGGGCAAAAAGGAAGGAGAGACCACCCAGUCAGAGAGGGCAAAGGAUUUACUGGAGCAGGGAAUAGAACCUUUUUUUAUAUGUCAUGUAGGUUUUGUGGAAUGGUUGGGUCAACUUCCAUAUAGCUAUCUGGCACCAGGACACAGUUAUCAGAGGAAGAAGACUGCGUUGCUGUUGCUGUCCGCAGUGCUGGAGACCUGCACGGACACCUGGAGCCCAGACAAGAAGAAGGGACAACCUCCAGCGAACAUUGGGUCUCUUAUUAACUGUGCCAGACAAAGAGGACAGUGGGAUUUCUUCUGCAGGACGAAACAGCUGGUCCUUAUCAGCUGUUUAGAAGAUUCUACAAAUGAGAUCCGGGAGCUCUCAGCUGGGUUAUUGUUGAGAUUUUUCCCACCCAGUUUUCCGGAUGAUAUUGCUGCAGUGCUACUCAUGCGAACCAAACAACUUCUGUGCAGUCCUCGGGUGCAGGAGGCUCAGAUGGGAGCACUGGUGAUGAAGGUCCUCCUUCAGAAAUCACGAGACCAGCCUGAAGACUGCAGGCUAAACACUGCCAUUGCUAUCAGCAGUGGAAGUAACCCCAAGGCCUCCUGCAUGGUCAGAUUCCUGGUGAAGGAGCUGGAAGAGCAUUAUCUGACAGCCAAGGCUGACAUGAUGCUUGCUGCCAGAACCAAGCCUAUACAUGGUGUUGUAAGUGCCCUUCAGAGAUGUUUGCUUGAGGCAGAAAGCAGUGUCCAUGACACACUUGACCACGGUCUGACCAUUGAGGUACUGGGCCUGCUGGAGAACAUCUCUCUGCUGCUGCUGGGUGUUCUGUAUGGAGAUCGGGAUGCUUGUGCCACUGAAAAGGAUGCACCCCCUUCUUUUUGUGAUAUGGGAAACGCCAUCAGCUCACUGAUUACCCAAACAACUGGAGGAGGCCAAGGGGAUGGACAGGAGUGUGUCCUGCUGUCCGAAGAGCACAGCCUCGUUCUCACCUGCUGCUGGGUCUCCCUCAAGGAAAUAGGAAUCUUUUUAGGUUCUCUGGUGGAGAAAAUUUUCACUGGAUUCAAACCCAGCAAGCGCCUUCUAGAAAAAGAGGAUCUAAUUAGAGCUUCAAAAGUAUUCAAGAAUAUCCUUCUCAAAUGCCGUCACUGGGGAGCAGUAGAGGGAUGUUGUAUAGGCUUCACCAAGUUCUGCGCCUCACUGUUAAGCAGCAGUGAUCCAGAGCUUAGGGAUAUCCCCGCCCAAAUGCUGAAACAAGGAUUGCAGGUUGUGCAGUGCCCCCUUUCUACAUCUGUGACCCGGCGGGCUGCAGGGUUGCCUAUGCUCAUCCUGUGUGUUGUAUCAGCAGAGGAGGCCAGUAAAACAAGACCACUGUUAACCCACAGUAUGCAAACCUUACUGGAGACAGCCAAAACGCCUCUGCCUGAGAACUGGGACCAAACACUGGAUCUGCCACAGGUGUGUGCGGUUCACACUCUGCAGGCCUUGGUGCGUGGCUCGGGUCUAGGAGUAGCCGUCCUUCAGUUUGCUCCUGCCGUAGCCGCCUUGUCACUCACUCUGCUCAGUUCUCCCUGCUGGGCCAUGAGGAAUGCUGCACUGCAACUUUACAGUUCUCUGUGCUCGCGAAUGCUCGGCCAGCGGCCCAGCAGUGAAGACAGUGGCCCUACCCAGCAUGGCAUGUCCCCCCCAGCCUUCUUCUUCCACUACCCUGCGCUCCAGCCCUUCCUCCUAGGCGAGCUGAGAGGGGCAGCACAGGACCUCCAGGGUCGGCCUAAUGAGGCCAAGCUACACCUCAAGCCCUCGCUCUACCCUGUCCUCACUCUGUUAGCCCAACUCCAGCCUGGCGUCCAAGACUCAACAGAAACUUUGUCAGACUUCCUGCCUCCUUUACUCCAGCUGUCUGCCAGUCCUAUUUACAGUGUGAGAGUGAUGGCCGCCAGGGCUUUGGUUGCCAUGACUCCCCCCUCAGAGUACAUGAGCAUCCUCGUCAAACUGGCGGCUCAACUGCCCAGUCCACAGGAGCACUGCUGUCACAACCGGCUCCACGGACAGCUGCUGCAGAUCAAAGCUCUUCUGGAGAGAGCUCUCACAGACAGUGCCCCUUCAGCUGCCCUGUCUGAGGUGCUGAGCAGGGUGGAUGCCUCGCUGUGGCUAGUGACCAAAGCUCAACGCUGCCCCCUAGUGAGAGCAGUCUACCUCGGAGUGGCAGACUCACUGAGGAGAUUCUGCUGUGAGACCUACCUGUCAAAGCUCAGUGACACACUCAUGCAUGAACUCCAAACACCCCAAACCGGGCUUCAGGUUGGUUUGUCAUCCUUCCAUCAACGAGCCAUCCACUUUCUUUGUGCAGAUCUGAAGUGGGGGUGCCAAAUCUGGAACAGCUUCUCUGCAGUGAGCCCUGAUCUGAAGCUCUCACUGGUUACGUGGGUGGUGGAUGGGCGGGGUUCGCAGCAGACCAGCUUGAAAGAGGUGAUCCAGAGGGUGUUGCAGUCAAACCUGAGGGAGGCAUUGUUGAGCCACAGUGUGGAGUACCGCAGGACCUACCUCGCAGCCCUGAUAGAGGUGAUGACUGGAGGUGAUUCUACUUUACCCCAGCAUCUUCCUCAGUCGCUUCCACUGGAGGAGCCAGUUCUGCCCGAAUGUCUGGAUUUGUUGCUUAGGGACCUGGAGGACCAGCGAGGAGGGCCAGAGUUUCUCUCCCAGGGUCUGUGUGUUGCUAGUCUUCUGCUCACCCAGUGGUCAGACUCCAGUGUAAAGAUAUCCACGUUCCUGCGCUGGUGCAGCAUCUUGGAAUGCCACCGGUCCCCAGACGCCCCUGAAGUGCUCCGGAUGGCGUGUGCUGAAGCUCUGUGUGUGGCUGGAGCUCCACUAAUGAGCCACAGCCUGAGAAAACCCAGCACUCUGCCUGCUAUCAUGAUCAGGUUGAUCAACACGGGCCUUUACUUGCUGCAGGACCAAAGCAAGCAGGUGAGGAUGAAAGCAGCUUGUUUUACCUCCAUGCUGCACCAUGCGAGAAGAGGAGAGAGCCGGAGGAGCGUCUACCUCAUGCAGGUCAACCAGGCUCUGCCGCUCUUGCUGGACCUGCUGCUGGAGGAAUGCUUCAAAACCCCUGGCACACUGGAGAUGCUGCUGUGUCACCUGCCUCAGUCUGACCUCAGAUGUGCGCUGAGAGACGCCUCAGAGACAGGGUGUUCCAGUCUAUAUGAGCAGGACGAGGCCAAUGUGUUUGCAGAGCCCUCUGUGAUGUCAGCACAUGUGCUGCCCUGCCUGCUGCAUUUGGCUGAAAAAUACUCUGAAUCCUCUGCCCUGGUACCGAGCCUGAGUGCAUGGGCAGAGCAGAGUGCUGCACAGGUGGCAGACAGCCUUGCAGUUUGCAAAGAGCUCCAGCCAGCGGAGACAUUGACCCCGGCCUGGCUGGCUCUCCUCGUGGACCCCUGUUUCCACAGCACCCUGUGUAGCCUGUUCACCAGGGCUGCCUUCCUCCUCCGACUGUUGAAAGCAUCUGACGAUUUACGACGCCUUUGCGAUCCUUCGUCCCUGCACACGAGUUUACAGGAAGUUUGUAGUCUGCUCAGUCAGAACGGUGUCCACUUUCCCUCUGCUUUAACAGCUGCUGUGGCUGGAGAGCUGCCCCUGUGACAAAAACUGAGCUUUUUUCGUACACUCAAUGAGCAAAGCCUUUUGGCCGAUGUGGCCCAGGAUAAAAUUACCUGAUGAGAUCAACAUAUGCAGCUUUAGUCUUGAGUGAGUAUUGCAACUGCUGAUGCUGCAGUACACUAGUACUUGGCGGGUUGACUGAUUUAUGUAAGAGGCCAGUUGGAUCCAUCAUCAUAUUACCUACACAGUGAAGAGACCCAUUGGGCAUUAUGUGCCAUGUGCACAUGAGGAGGAUAGUGUAGCAAAACAGUUGUUCUUCAUAACCUCUGGAGGCGUGUUUUGGCUACAGUGCUUGUGGAGUUUAUAAUGUACACUUUGUGGAGCUUUAUUCAUUUUCUAGAAUAAAGCUUUUUUUUAUGCAGAGGUACAGCCACUAGAAUAUACCCAGGUCUCUGCAAUCAGCAUUACCCCGAGCAAUAUGCUCAUUUUUAUUCCCAGAGCAGUGCUCCUGUCCUCUGUUGUUGUAAGUUGUUUUCCAUGUCUCAGCAGCAGCAGCAGCAGUAGCAGGGCUAGACCUGAUUCAGUGAUGUACUGAAACAGCAUCUUUAGAAAUUGGCUGCUUGGUGCCCAGCAGGGGAAUACAGUGUAUGCUUUAAUGCUCCAUUAGAGGCCGUCCGCCUGGAUAAGUGUCCAUUUUACUACCACAUGAGGGCUGAAGAUGAUUGACUGGAUCUGAUAGAGAGCUGGCCGUUGCUCUGCAACGGACCUCACACUAGUGCAGUCUUACAUCAGACAACCCCCGGCUUUGUUUGACAGGGGCAGCUUUCAGUAUUAGACAAACACUGACAUGAGAGAGAUUGCACAUGCUCUGGUUGGCCAUAUUAGACAAUGAAUUAAAUGUACAUAGAAGUUCUUAUUGCUGUGUCCUCACAACUUUUAUUUCCUUGAGAUAUGGUAUUGUUAGAGGCAAUUAAAUUCUUAGGAUAGACAACCAAUUUCUCAACAUCUGACUGUAAAGCAGCAGAGUUACAGUUUUUAUCUUUAUUCUUUUUGCUGUUCCAUGUACCUUGAUAUGCACAUAAGAUACUUUUACUUCAGCUCAGGUUUCCAUUGUGUAAUCAUGAAGCAUUGUGUUUGUGAGCAUCUAGAUUACGCAACAGCUAUGACAUCAAGCUCACUGAUGAUUCAUACAUUAAGCUUGUCCAAUAUAUUUCCCUACGACCCACGCCAAAAUUAGUACCUGCUGUGUAGAGCUCUCUGAGAUUAACAUCGUCUCUGUGCCUCAAAGGAACGUACAGUUGGUUCUUGUGGAGACCAUGACACAGAACACUGAGGUGAUAACAAGGUUUUGCUGAAUAGUGUAAAUUGUCAAUCAAAACUGUGACAUACAGUAUGUCAACAUGUUUGGACAAACCUUGAGUCAUCUUAUCAAGAAUUUUCCCAAAGUCUGAAUUAUGCCACACUGAACACCUACAGAAUGCACGAAUUGAUGAAAAACAUCUGCUGUUGACCGCAUGGCUGUUAUUCGACAAAAUUCGAAAACACAUGUUUUAGUUUCAUAAGCAAUAUAUGACAAAGCAUAGCCAGAGGCUUUAAAAUACAAACAGGGGCUUGAACUUUGGCCUCCUUCAAGACAAAGACAAGAAAAACGUGGCUUGGCUUCUUGACAGUCAACUCGCAUGAAAGCAAAGGCUUAAUUUUAAUGAAAAGAUAUUUUACUCUUUAUUCAUCCAUCAGACUCAACUUGGACAGUCUGUGUAAUAUUAUGUCUUCUGCCUUAACCUUUGAAAACAAAGUUGGAGAAGUGAUUUGAAGGUGAGCAGGGUUUGAAAUUUUCCUGAAGACGAAUUGAGUAUAAAACUGUAAAAUGACCACCUGUCUUUUUAAAAAAAAAAAAAAAAAAAAAAAAAAAAAGGCCUUUGCUGCUGUUACUGAGAGUGUUGAGUCUGUUGCCCCUCAGUGAGCCUGCUUCCUGCUAAUUAAAUGAUUAACUAUGGCAACAGGGAACAAGGCCAUGCAGGAACAACCACAUUUAUUUGUUGUGUGUGCAUGUGUGUACAUGCAAUUUCAACUGUUGGAUCCUAACUCUUAAGGUUAAAAAAUAGCAAGAACCAUUUUUUUUUUUAAAUUCUAUAAAUGGAAUUGCAACAAAAAUCUUAAUGAAUUAAAUCCAUUUCAAAAGAA